This is a messenger RNA of Anguilla anguilla (European eel), 5174 nucleotides long. RefSeq names its product zinc finger protein 583-like. The record is from RefSeq and is a predicted model, not a curated record. NCBI's taxonomy places the organism in Eukaryota, Metazoa, Chordata, Actinopteri, Anguilliformes, Anguillidae. Gene Ontology annotation, biological process: regulation of transcription by RNA polymerase II. The transcript is spliced from 2 exons. The coding region runs from base 194 to 3673 and encodes 1159 amino acids. Gene Ontology annotation, molecular function: RNA polymerase II transcription regulatory region sequence-specific DNA binding; DNA-binding transcription factor activity, RNA polymerase II-specific. Gene Ontology annotation, cellular component: nucleus.
UGUCCUGUAAACAACCAUUGACCACUUGGCCCUCCAAUUCACUCGGUCAGGUAUUUCAGGUGGACAUGACGGGCAUGCUAUCUUAUUCUGUUGUUUGCCUUAACCUUGGCGAACCGAGUAUAUCUGCCUAAUAGGAUCCCUCUAUAGCCUACUCGACUCGUAAGAAGGUGUACUCCCAUAGAUGUGACAGAAGAUGCAAGCAAACAGUAGCAUCACCAGAGGAAGUGGAGAGAAUGGAACGUCUCAACACGUGACCACAGUACACCAACCUCAAAACCGGAACACACCAGAUCAAUCUCAAGAUACAUUCAUACUGAACCAGACAGGAAAGCAUGGAGUUAUGCAAGGGAUACUGGGAAAUUCGAAAAGCUUUGGAUUGCUUGUUGGUGGCAAUAUGUCCCCUGGCAUAUUGAAUGAUGCCUGCAGUGGAUACACUGAAGUUGAGCAGAUCUUUGAUUACUGGAUGACGGGUCUCGAUCAUGUCAGUAAUGACAAAACAGGAGAUGCUGGUCAGGAGUUCAGUCAUGAGGUACAAAAAAAUCUUGUCGGUCAGGAACCACCUCCAGUCAAACAGGAGACAAAAAUAUUGACUCAUACCUCCAAAGCUGGAUUGUCAACUCAAGCUGGAUACUGUGUGAGGAAUCCUCAGUGGAAAUGUGAUUCUACUGAAAAGGAAAAUGAGAAGUUGGAGGGCUCUGGUUUGUCAGGUGAUCCAUUUGUUAAUAGGAAAGGGAGUUUGAUUGGAAAUGCUUGUCAUCAAGGAAAUGACAAAUAUUAUAAACACGAGAAUCUGGAUUUGAAAGAUUUGCCACAUUCCACACCUCUUGAAAACCACCGUGUUUUUUGUGCUUCCCAUAUAGAGAUGGAAAGUAGAGAAUUAAAACGUAAACCUCAGGAUAUCAAAGGGGAAGAUGCAUUUUGGUCAGAGGGUGAGAGUUUACCACAGUUUGAUGUAUGGAGGGAGAGUCUGAAAGAAAGUGAUUGCCAACAUACUAGUAAUGAGGAUAUUAAACCGGAUUGUUUGGAUUCAAAAGAAUUGUUCAAAGCCAUGCCUGCUGAAAACCACCAUAGUCCCCAGGUAAAGAUGGAAGGUCAGAAAUUAAAAUUUGAACCUCAGGAUAUAAAAAAGGAAGAUGGGUUUUGGUCAGAGGGUAUGGGUUUACCACAGUUUGAUUUAUGGAGGGAGAGUCUGAAAAAAGGUGAUUGCCAACAUACUAGUAAUGAGGAUAUUAAACCGGGUUGUUUGGAUUCAAAAGAAUUGUUCAAAGCCAUGCCUGCUGAAAACGACCAUGGUCCCCAGGUAACGAUGGAAGGUCAAAAAUUAAAAUUUGAACCUCAGGAUAUAAAAAAGGAAGAUGGGUUUUGCUCAGAGGGUAUGGGUUUACCACAGUUUGAUUUAUGGAGGGAGAGUCUGAAAAAAGGUGAUUGCCAACAUACUAGUAAUGAGGAUAUUAAACCGGAUUGUUUGGAUUCAAAGGAAUUGUUCAAAGCCAUGUCUGCUGAAAACCAUCAUAGUCCCCAGGUAAAGAUGGAAGGUCAAAAAUUAAAAUUUGAACCUCAGGAUAUAAAAAAGGGAGAUGGGUUUUGUUCAGAGGGUAUGGGUUUAUCACAAGACCAGUUUCACACAUGGAGGGAGAGUUUUAAAGACGUUCACCAACAUAUCGAUAAACUCAGUUCUGCAGAUUCAAAAGAGUUGUUGGAAUCCCUGCCUUUUGUAAAUUGCAGUAUUUCUCAGGUAAAGAUGGAAAGUCAAGAAUUAAAAUGUGAACCUCAAAAUAACUGUGGGCAAGAUGUAAUUUGGUCAAAGGGUGUGGAGUUUUCACAAAACCAGUUUAAUGCAAGUUUUGAAAGUGAAGUUCACCAGCAUGCAAGCGACAAAGUUGCGAAAACUGCUUACCUAAAGAAGCCCAUUUGUGUUUCUCAGAUAAAAAUUGAAAAUAAAAAAAUAAAAUGUGAACCUCGGGACAUGGAAGAGGGCGAAGUCAUGUUGUCUGAGGCUUUGGGGCAUAUUAAAAAUGAACGGCAGGAAUUGAACAAAGCUGAAAGGGAGAAUAUUCAUAAAUCAGGAAAGAGGUUUGUGAAAACCCAAAUCAGACUGGAGUCUUCUCAGAUGGAGAUUGAUCAUCAUUUUGUGAGGAAACAGGAGAAGGAUGUAAAGCCAGAUUCAAGAAAUCUAGAAAUCUCCCCAGGACUAAGAAAUGAUUUACAAAAUACUUUUCAUGUAAAACACGAAAGGGAAGUGAAUGCCGAGUGUCUUGGGGUGAAAAAAGAGGAUCCUGUUUGGACUGUAAAUUCUAUAAAGCAGGAAAUCUAUACCGAUGGGAGGUCUGACUGCAGGGUUUCUGUGGAUCCCAUUUGGGCUUCCCAUAGUUUGCAGACUCAGUCGAAGAUUGCCAACACAGAUAAUAUAUGCAAUGACAAAAAAAGCUUUCCUAAAAAUGUGCCAGAGUGCACCAAAUCUGUGGACUUUAAAGCUGAAUCAUAUUUGAAAGAUGAGGAUCCCAAUUGGGCUUUUCAUUGCUUUUCAAGAAGAAAAAAAGUCAUGACUGAGGACACUAGUCACUUAAAAUCACCUCCCCCUUCAAACUCUCAAACUUGCGAUGAAUUUCAGCGCCCAUCCAAUAUGAUUGCAUCAGACCCCCAACAAGAGGCCCCUGUCCCAGUUCAGCAGAUAUUCCCAUCUGGUUUCAGUCAUCAAGUUAGGACAGCACAGGAUCCCUCUGUCCAGACGGCCACUCAGAUAAGUCCUAUGUUAAAUCAGAAGGAAGUUGCUCAGAAGCGAGCAGCACAACAAUCAUUCCAAUACAGCCAAGGUGGAAAGUGCUUCAGUAGUCAUGAUACAUUAAAAGUCCCCAAAAUAAUGCAUGAAAAUGACCCAUACAUAGUAGAGCAGUUGAAACAACUUUCAUUUUGCAGACUCUGUGGAGAAAAACAGAUCUUGCAUUUGCAGAAGGGAGAAGUGCGGAGAGGAAAAAUAAUUUUGACACCUAAGUGCAGUUCAAGCGAAAAACAGUUCUGGAAGUGUUGCUCAUGCAAACGUGGCUUCAGAAGCCAAGUAAGAUUAAAUUUACACCAGCAAGUACACUUAAGAAAAUUGUCAAAGCCAAAAAUAAAAUGUCCAGAGUGUGAACGUGAAUUUAAAAAUUCAACCAGCUUGAGGAUACACAGUGAAGUACAUAUCCAAGGCACCGUACCCUGUAAGUUAUGUGACAAAGUUUUCCGCUCUGAAACAAAGCUCAGAAGUCAUCAUUGUCGCUGUCACAGUGCCAAAACGCUUGCCUGUGACAAAUGUGAAGCAACCUUUAGCACUAAAGCUUCACUGUUCUAUCAUAAAGCAGUGCAUUCAGAUCGUCGACUAUUUGAAUGUUCUGAUUGCAAAUCUAAAUUCAAGCUAAAAAAGUAUUUGAAAACCCACAUGCUGAUUCACACAGACGAAAGACCAUUUCCCUGCCUGCAGUGCCCCUCCAGAUUUCGUACCAAAGCGCAUCUCAUUGCCCAUAUGGGAAGAAGCCUCGGGUGUGGUGCACACAGCGGACCACACAGGAAACCAGGGAGGAAAAGGAAUCAGAGAAAGCAGGAGCUCUCGGACACAGAAACAUCUGAGGAAGUUUCUGCUACAGAUGUAGAGUCCACCUCCCCCUCUGAUUCAGAUACCUCGGACACAGAGGGCUAAAGUGUGGAGCAUUUCAGUGUAUUAGUGCAUCACUAUGUAUCUCCUUCACCAUCAACCUCACGUUUUCAAUGAUUUUAUUGAUAUUUUAAUUGUUAAAUAAAAAGAUCUUGAACGUUAUUUUCAUUGUGACUGCAAUGGAGACUGAUUAUAGGGGGUCAAUUUAUUUGAAACACUUCUGACUCACUCAGUCCCUUUUAGUACAUUUAGUAAUGCAUGAAUCUGAUGCUUAGCUGAAAAUUGUUCAUCAGUACUGCAUGGCUUUUUAAAUGCUGUGUACAAAUGAUGUCACUGUGCGCCUAAAUGGAAAUACCCUCAUUUUUGAAUGAUUGAAGAUUACUUCUCCAGUAAUUACAUUUUAUAUUUCAAAACAUGUUACUUAAAAUAAACUUGUAUAAACAGUAAUGACUUGGAAAGUGUCAAGAUUAGGCAUGUAUAUUGUUUGCCUCAUUUCCCUUUUUCAGUUGUUUCAUUUUGUUAAAUUUUAAUAUAAUUUGUAACUGACAUUUGCUUGUAUAUCUGUAGAUUUCAUUUAAUUUCUUCAAGCAUAUUUCUGUAAAGAUUUUUAAACUAAUGUUUGGCACUGAAGUUGUGCAAGAACUCUGCUGUGGAGGGGACCUUUUGCAGAUUACAUUUCACACAUUUUAUUUUCCAGGUACUGAAUUGUAAUGUGAAUUAAGAAAUUCAUGUAAUGAUAUUUGAACAUGACACCAGAUUACUCCUUAAAAAUGCAUUUUCAUUUAUAAAACAAAAAAUGAGUUUUCCGACAUAGCAGGCCUACUUCAUGGUACAGUAAAAACAAAAAAAAACUAGUGAAAUAACUUGCAGUGGUGCAAACCCAUAGCAGCACUUAUAUCUUUGACGUUUCCGACUGUUCACUACUCUUAACCAUUUCCGUUCUGCUUCAGAACAGUCAAUGCAGGGAUGUUUCAAGUUGUGCUCUCUUAUGGUGACAGGCCUCCAGCAUGCAUGGACAAAAAUUAUUUUUUAAAUGUUUUAGGCAUCUCUCAUAUUUAAGAAAAACAGCUUGCCUUUAUUAUUUGUGUUUAAGUUAACUUUGUGAGCAAAAUCAAAACCACUAUUCUACCAUUUAUUUCAAUAGAUUCUUAUUAAUGUAGCCUAAUAGGAGCAUGGUGGGCUUAAUUGUGUUUCAUGAUUAAAAAAGGAAUGAUACAAUUCAUAUUUAACUAUUAAUCUGUUACAUUAAAAAUGUACAUUUUAGAGUAAAAUAUAAAUCUGUUGUUUCUCCACACAAAGUUCUCCCUAGUGUUUUUACUGUGCCCUGAGCCUUGUCCGAUGACUCUGAAACUGUUUUUAUCUGAAAAAAUAUUUGUUUUAUGGGUAAUCAGAUGUCAUGUACAAAUAUCAAAUCUAUCACUUAAUAUCAUGCUAAAAUCCAGAGAAAUGUAAUCUUUCUGCCAUUUUCUUUUGACUUCCAAAGUGUUUGGCAGGAGGUAUGUGCACAUAAUCAUCCAUAAUUCAAUAGUGACAAUCAUAUAAGAAU